Messenger RNA from Lichtheimia ornata, 1053 nucleotides. RefSeq lists its product as uncharacterized. Gene Ontology annotation, molecular function: ATP binding; cyclin binding; cyclin-dependent protein serine/threonine kinase activity. Gene Ontology annotation, biological process: protein phosphorylation; regulation of G2/M transition of mitotic cell cycle; signal transduction. Lineage: Eukaryota; Fungi; Mucoromycota; Mucoromycetes; Mucorales; Lichtheimiaceae. Bases 1 to 1053 code for a protein of 350 amino acids. The transcript has 9 exons. Gene Ontology annotation, cellular component: cyclin-dependent protein kinase holoenzyme complex; nucleus; cytoplasm. The record is from RefSeq and is a predicted model, not a curated record.
AUGAAGGCUUCCAAGACAACAUUGAUUCCUCCCAAUGUCAACUGCCAACAGCAAGAAGGUCCAGGCCCCAAGAAGGAUAACGGUUUUAUCAGCGACAUUAGCGAUGCUACCGACAGCGAGGAUUAUCUUGAUGAACAGCUUACGCGCUAUCAAAAGCUCUCAAAGAUUGGUGAAGGUUCAUAUGGACAAGUCUUCAAGGCACGACAACGGUUGUCAAACCGCUAUGUGGCGAUCAAAAAGAUGAACUUGCAUCGAUAUCAAGAAGGAGUACCUGUUACAGUAUUACGUGAAUUGGCUAUCUUGAAGGAACUGAAUCAUCGAAAUGUACUCAGACUGCAGGAUCUCAUCUAUCAUGGUGCUUAUAUCUACGCUGUGACGGAUUUGUUGGAUAUGGAUCUACGUACUUAUAUGGAAAAAUACGGGCGUGAAGGUGUCACAUCAGCCCACAUCAAGUCGUUCUUGCACCAGGCUCUCAGCGGCUUACUUUAUUGUCACAAAAUGCGCAUCAUCCAUCGUGAUCUCAAACCCGAGAAUCUACUCCUUGAGGAAUCUAGUGGCCGGCUCAUUAUUGCUGACUUUGGUCUUUCUCGUCAAUUUGACAUCCCAAUGCGUGCUUACACCCACAAUGUCGUGACAAGAUGGUAUCGAGCACCCGAAAUUCUACUGGGGACGGCCUUCUAUUCAACAGCAGUGGAUGUGUGGAGUAUGGGUUGUAUCUUUGCCGAAAUGAUGACUUUGGAUCCUAUCUUUCCUGGCGAUUCCGAGAUCGAUCAGCUCUUUCAUAUAUUUCAGCUACUUGGUACACCUAACAACGACGUAUGGCUUGGUGUUGGACAUUUACCAGACUUCAACCCUUGCUUUCCAGCAUGGAAGUCGAGGGAUCUGAAUCAAACGUUUAAAAGAAAAUACAAGCGUUACUUGGAGCUGGAUCAAGAUGCUCUCAUGCUGCUCAAAGGAAUGCUUACGUACGAUCCUUACCUUCGAUUAUCUGCCAAAAGGGCUCUCGAAUCUCCCUACUUUUAUUGUGACAUGUCGAAAUUACUAUUUGAAUAG